Messenger RNA from Heterobasidion irregulare TC 32-1, 1038 nucleotides. RefSeq lists its product as uncharacterized. The coding region runs from base 1 to 1038 and encodes 345 amino acids. The record is from RefSeq and is a predicted model, not a curated record. The transcript has a single exon. Gene Ontology annotation, molecular function: zinc ion binding; nucleic acid binding. Lineage: Eukaryota; Fungi; Basidiomycota; Agaricomycetes; Russulales; Bondarzewiaceae.
AUGUCGACAAAUCCUAGAAAUCCUGAGUCCAAGGGACCAGCCAUGGCCAAACCAACCCCUUUCGACAGAAAUAGGAAACGAACCGAGCAAUUCCUCCACGAAAUCGACUUAAUGAUCCUCGCCAGGAAAUAUGAUUUUCCCGACGAAUUUGCUAAAAUCGCCUAUGCCCUGUCCUACAUGAAAGGAGGAUCCGCCGGUAUAUGGUCUAGAAAUUUCACAAAAUCCAGAAACGAAGCAGAUGACUGGGCUCUAUAUACAUGGAAGGAAACCCCAGAAAAAACCUCAGUCCGCAAGAAAAUCUCUACAGAUUUUGAGGAAUUUAACAAGACAUCAGACGCCAGAGACAAACUGGCUAGAAUAAAUCAAGGAAAAGAAUCCUUUAACGCAUACCUCCAACUUUUUGAACAAAUCGCAGAAUUGUCUGGGGUCGACCUAGAAACCAAGAAAACACAUUUCCUACGCGGCCUAAAAUGGGAACUGGCUCGAGGAAUCUACCAAGAUCCUGCCAAACAAGAUACAUGGGAAGAACUAGUAGCAAAAGCUAAAAGACAUGAAACAAUGCGUAUAGAAGAAAUGCGCGCGCGCGACCUCAGGCAAGGAAAAUACCAAGUCUUUACCCCAAGCAAUUAUUACUCCAACAUCGCACCUCCUCGCCAAGAAAGGGAAUCGCAAUAUGUCCCAAUGGACGUAGAUGCAGCAGAAAUGGAGGCUGAUGCCAUCUGCACUCGCUUCAAGAAGCUCACACCCGAGGAAAGAAGCCGACUCGCCAAAGAAGGCAAGUGCUUCUAUUGUAAGAAGCCCGGACAUAUGGCGCGCGGGUGUCCCUCUCGGCCCAAACAAAGAUUCCCACCCCCUUCCCGAGGAAGAUUCCAACCAAAGCGCCGCAUGAUGCGCGCCAUGGAAGAAGAAGAAGGAGGUGACGAAGAAGAUCAAGAAGAAGGAAAGCAGAGGGUCGCCCACAUUCAACAAAUGAUGAUGGGCCUCAGCAUGGACGAAAUUGAAGAAGUUCGUGCCUUUAGCGAAUCGAAGAAUUUUUAA